UUUGAAACACUAUCGGAAACUUUCUACGUCUUCAAUGUAUAAGACGAUUUCUUAUACACGGAUGCCAUCGAAAAUCAUCAAAGAAUUAGAUAUUAUUUUGAAGGUAAAAUAUGAGCAAAGUAACAAAAUAUACGGAUAUAACUUCUAAAACAAUUGAAAGAAAAAAUAAGAAGCGAAGUUUUAAAAGUUUUGUGAAAAAUUUAUGGAAGAAUUAUACUAAAGGUGCAAUCGAUUAUUCUAAUUCUUCUCAUUCUAUAAAGACAAACAAGAGAAAAUAUAGCAUUUCCAGUAAUAGUUUCUAUGAAAGUUUUAACUAUAAUAAAAACAAUUAUAUUCAUGAAAAUAUAAAUCUCCAAAGACUGCAAAAUUUAAACAAAGAUGAUCUUGGAAGAAAAAGAUAUUUAGUAGAACAAUUAAGUUCAAUAUCUGUCCAAAGCAUAAAUAAAUUAGGUCUUGAUAAAGAGUAUAUAAUGCAAAAAUUUCUGAAAAAUCAUUCAAAUAUCUAUUCAGAGUUAAACACUUUUUCAAUCUCCAAUAAAAUCAAUAAUAACGAAAUCAAUGAACUAUUUUACUUUAAAAAUUAUCAAAAUAUCAUUCCUAGUUUUGAUCAGAAAAAAGAUGUGAAGCAAGCCUUACAAGAAAUAUUACAACAUGAAUCUAUACAAUUAGUCUCUAAAAAUCAAAUACGUCGAAAAUUAAUUAAUGACUUAAUAGAAAUUUUGAAAAAACUUUUCUUGGAGACAGACAAAAGUUAUAAUGAAAGAGAUAAAAUAGAAGAAGGGAUAUUAUUUAAAAACAUUAAAGAUUAUGACGGAGAUGCUACAACAUCAAAACGUAUAGAAACAAAUAAGACACGCAACUUAUCUCAAAUAAGUUAUACGUGUUCAGAAACUUCGGAUCAGACUAAAGAAAGUGAAGAAAUAAACUACGAAGAUUUUAUUAAAUUUUUAAAAUAUUCGAAAAAUUUCGAUAAGUUAUCUAUAACUAAUUCAUGGAGAAAAAGUUUAGGAAAAUCAGUAAAUGAAUUGUUUUGUCUAAAUAUCAAACAGGAUAAAUUUAUGAAGUUUGAUGAAAGUAGUGAUCAAUUAGAAAAACAUGAAAUAAAAAUAAGCAAUCAUUUUAUUAACUAUGAAGAAUUAUUAAAUGUGAAUAAUUAUCAUUCAAACAACAGAAAAUUUUCAAUUGAGAAACAUGCAGCCUCUAUAAUAUCUGAACCAGAAUUUGAAUCAGCUCUUCCCAUUUCCUCAUCUUUUCAACCACAUGAGAUAACAUUGGAUAAUCAGAUUUUAAUAAUUCAGCCUUAUAAAGGCAAUAUCAUAAAAGAAGUAAACAAAAAUGUUUCAGCAACGGAUGCGCCUUCAAUACGAACAAAUAAAACUAAAUUGAACAAAUCUUCAUUUAAUAAUAAACUAAUCGAGAAUCCAACGAAGAAAUUUGAGUUAAUGUCAGAAACCGGAUUUUAUCAUCAUAUUACAGAUUUAAAAGACUCAGAAACUAAAAAUGUAGAAAUGGCUCUAAAAGUGACAGAAUAUUCACCAAAAGUGAAAGAAGAGUCAUUGGUGAUUUCAAAUCCUCCCGAAUUGAUGCAAUCAAAUACAAAAAUUUUGGAAGAGCCAUUGAGAAUAAUAUUAAAAUCGAUUAUUUUUGUACCUCCCGUAUCGCGUCAUCCGUAUCAAAAUUUUUUUAUUGAAGAAAUUACUCAACACCUUCUUCCUACAGUCAAAGUGAAUUCUUCAAGUGUAAUAGAGCCUUCAGCGCAUAAUCAUAUGAUCAUAGUUUCAUCGGAGUGCUCUCCUGCAUCUCUAACUAUAUCUUUGGUUUGUUGUAUAAGACCGAAAGAGAUCAUUCAUAUAUUUUCACAAGCUAGACAGAAGUUCGAGACAUCUCAAAAUGAUAGAAAUUUAUUUUCGUUUCGCCACAGUUCUAGAACUCUUCCUCCGUUGACACAUUUUUCAACUUUAGUUCGAACUGAUCCAAAUAGUAUUAGACUACUUUCGUCAACGUCUAAUAAUCAACUUUUAUCGAGUUGUAAAUCUGGCGCCUCAAUAAAUAAACAAUCACCAAAACAAAAGGUUCACGAAGAGAAAACUUCUGAAUUAAAAAUCGAUGUAAUUUCGUUUUACGAUCAGACAGAAGAAAGAUUCGUGAAGGAUUCUUCCAUCUUUAACGAAAAAGAGAAGAGAGAAAAUAAAAACCAGGAUUCGAGAGAGCCUAAUCGACAUAAACGAGCGUAUAUGAUUUUAGAGAAGCCAAAGAAACACAUUAGAAAAUCUUCUCAAGUUAUUUCUGAAAUUUUUACAAAAAAUUCAAUCCAGGAAAUCCCAAGAGAAGAAACUUCAAGGAUUUCUAUUUCAAUAGAUGAAAUGAACAAUUAUUCAUCAAAAUCUAUCGAAAUUUAUAAAAAGUCAUCUGAAGAAAGUAGCAAAUGGAAUAAAAUAAAAGCUAAGUAUCAAGGAUAUAAAAAAGUAUUUGCAGAACGAAAGAAACACAAAAACGUGCAAAAAAGAAAAUCAAAUAAUAAAAUAUCUUCUGAAAGAAUUUCGAAAAUCUUCCAUAAACCAAUCUUUGAACAUCUACUAUUCAAAAUUUUUUAAUUACA
Centruroides sculpturatus (bark scorpion) is the source of this 2599-nucleotide messenger RNA. RefSeq names its product MATH and LRR domain-containing protein PFE0570w-like. Lineage: Eukaryota; Metazoa; Arthropoda; Arachnida; Scorpiones; Buthidae. The transcript has 2 exons. The record is from RefSeq and is a predicted model, not a curated record. Bases 111 to 2594 code for a protein of 827 amino acids.